Molecule: messenger RNA, 342 nt
Organism: Fusarium vanettenii 77-13-4
Lineage: Eukaryota; Fungi; Ascomycota; Sordariomycetes; Hypocreales; Nectriaceae
Exons: 1
Source: RefSeq, a predicted model, not a curated record
ACAUAUCGCAGGCUCAAAGGCACGUGCCCUGUUCACGGAGCUUCGCAGACACCUCAUCUCGAAACAAUGUUGCAAGCCCGCCCAAAGGCCGAACUGCAACAGCUCACGGCUGCUCUCAAUGACUUGGCCGAUGAGAACAGGUGCGCCAAAUGUGCCGUGCAGACCAUAACCAGCAUCGUGAUGGGAUAUGUUCAGGAUGUUCGCUGGGCCAAAAAGAAUGGCAAGUGGUCCAAGGAAGACAAGAAGGCACUGAAGAUGGAGAUCAAGGGGUUGGCCAAGGGUGUCAAGGCAGACAUCAAGGGCCGUAAAGCGGAGAUGAAGAGCGAAAUGAAGAGCCGCUGA